Molecule: messenger RNA, 1791 nt
Organism: Chironomus riparius
Lineage: Eukaryota; Metazoa; Arthropoda; Insecta; Diptera; Chironomidae
Source: the annotation of a GenBank genome assembly
AUGAAUAAAAACUAUGAAGAUACUUGCUUAAAUAGCGACGGAAGCUUUAAACUAGCAUUUAAGGAUUUAAAGUACUGUAUAAAGUCUAAAGUUCCAUUCAUCAACAAAGAGACAAAAACGAUUUUAAAGAGUAUUUCAGGAGAGUUUCGCGGUAAUGAGCUAACAGCAAUUAUUGGAUUGAGUGGAAGUGGCAAAAGUUCACUUUUAGACUGUUUAUCAGGUUUUCGUCAGAACAACAUUAGUGGAACAAUUACUUACAAUGACAACAUUAUUUCAACUCGCAGUAUUAAGGAAGUUUCCUCAUAUUUUAUGCAGGAACAAAUGCUUCACAUAUAUUUAACCGUAAAAGAAUUAAUGAAUUUUGCAGUUAAUGUCAAAUGUAGACAGAAGCUAAAUAAGGAGGAGAAGAAAUUAAAGAUUGAGGGAAUUCUUCAAAAAUUAAACAUUUCAGACCAACGUGAUACUUUCAUACAAGAUCUAAGUGGUGGAGAAAGGAAGCGAUUUCAAAUUGCGAUUGAGUUGGUAGAUGAUCCAAAAAUAUUGUUCCUAGAUGAGCCGACAACAAAUCUUGAUAUUGUUGCAUCAACUCAAUGUAUUCAAUUUUUGAAAGACAUUACAAAAGAAGGAAGGACAAUAAUUUUUACAAUCCAUCAGCCAUGUGCAUCAAUGCUGCAUUUAUUUGAUCAUAUAUAUGCACUGAAUAAUGGAAAUUGCAUUUAUCAAGGCUCAAGUGAAAAUCUUUUAACCUUUUUUGAAGAAAUUGGAUUGCCAUGUCCAUCUACUUACAAUCCAACAGACUUUUUAAUGGAAAUAGCAAAUAAUGAUUAUGGUGAUCACAGCCAUUUGCUGAUUGAAAAAAUUCAGAAUGGAUCAAAUUUGAAUUACAGAAAAGAAAAUGAACAAAACUUUACAGCUGAUAUAUUCAAGAGACCAUCUGAUUUCAAGGAGUUUUCUGCAUCUUAUUUCCAUCAAGUUUACUACCUUAUGUAUCGACUGUUUUUGACAUCGAUUCGGAAUAAAUCUCUUAUUUUAAUGCGACUUAUUGUGCAUAUAUUUUUUGGAUUCGCUACAGGAACAGUUUAUCAGUUUGUUGGAAAUAAUGCAUCAAUGAUUAGGGAUAAUUAUAAUUUUUUACUGAUAGUGAUAACUGCGGUAUUGUAUACAUCCUAUCAUUCACAUUAUGUUACAUUUCCCCUCGAAUUUCCGAUAGUCAAAAGAGAACAUUUUAAUGGAUGGUACUCAUCAAAUGCUUAUUAUUCAUCGCUUAUGAUUUUUGAUGCACCAAUUGUUCUUGUGUGCGUUACAAUUUGCAUAACAAUUUCAUACUUGAUGACUGAUCAACCACUUGAGAUUAAUCGAUAUUUAAUAUUGCUUGGUUUUUGCUUGAUAACUUCAUAUGUUGCACAAGCAUUAGCUAUAGUUUUAACUAGCCUUCUUAAUGUACAGUUCUCUCUUUUGUUUGGAACUUACUUCCUGAUGCCUUUCUUUGUUUUUUCUACGUUUGCUGUGUUUUCACGCGAUACUCAUCCUAUACUUCAGAACAUAUUUGAACUAAACUUUUACAAUAUGGCAGUUAAAGGAGCUGUGAAUUCAGUUUUAGGUUUUAAUAGAACAAAACUUCCAUGUGAUGAGAUUUAUUGUCAUUUUACUGAUCCAAAAAAGUUUCUAAAAUAUUAUGAAUGUGAAGCUGACAUGAUGUACAUUUUUUAUCUUCUUUUAACUUAUUUUGUCAUUUGCCAGACGGCAGCAUUUUUCUUAAUUGGGUAUAGAUUAAAAUACAAACACACAUGA